AUGUCAGAAACAGAACGGGAUAGAAGGUUAAGGGCCCUUAAAGAAAAAGAGAAAGACGUCUUUAAGAAAAAAGGCCCGUCUGUGGACGGUAAGUCCACAGACAGGAUAGACAAGGGAAAGGACGCCCUGGGAGAGAAAGGUGAAAGGGGAAGGAAAAACCCAAAAAAGAGGCCCCUCUCUCCAAUAAAAGAAUUGGAGGCUUUGGGGCUUGAUAAUUCUGAAUCUGAGGAGCUGAGUCCCUCUGAGGAGGAGGACUUAGAGGAGGAGGCGGCUCGUUAUGAGGAAGAGAGAUACCACCCUGAUAAACAGUCUUCAUGGGGCUUUCCAUCAGCCCCUAGCGCCCCUCCACCCUAUGUGGAAAGACAUGGCUCGGCUCCCCUGGUAGGGAUAUCGGACUCUUUUUUUUCAAAAGAGGACAAAAGAAAACUUUUUCAGGCUUUUCCUGUUUUUGAGGCUGCAGACGGGGGUCGCACAUAUGCACCAGUAGAAUACCCCCUUGUUAAAGAGCUUGCUGAAUCAGUUAAUAAAUAUGGAGUGGAUGCUAACUUCACAAUUAUGCAGCUUGAGAGGCUUGCCGGCGUGGCUAUGACUCCGAGCGACUGGCAAAAUACUGUAAAGGCCGCUCUUCCUAAUAUGGGCCAAUACUUAGAAUGGAAAGCCCUAUGGCAUGACGCCUCUCAGAUCCAAGCAGGAGUCAACUCCCGUGUGGAAGGUGCCCAACGACAGUGGACCUUCAAUCUUCUGAUAGGGCAAGGCCAUUUUGUACACAAUCAAACUAAUUAUGACCCUGGGGCAUAUGGCCAGAUUUCUGCGGCUGCUAUUAAAGCAUGGAAAGCCCUCUCAAAGAAAGGCGAGGCUGGAGGACACCUGACAAAGAUUAUACAAGGCCCUCAGGAGCCAUUCUCAGAAUUUGUGGCCAGAAUGACAGAAGCAGCAGGUAGAAUAUUUGGAGAUCCGGAGCGAGUCAGGCCAAUGAUAGAACAGUUGGUAUAUGAAAAUGCUUCCCCAGAAUGUAAGACAAUCAUUACUCCUAGAAGGAACAAAGGGCUUACAGAUUGGAUAAAGAUCUGCCGAGGACUUGGAGGCCCACUUACCAAUGCUGGCCUUGCAGCGGCUAUCCUGCAGAGCAAGAGCCGUUCAGGUCCAGGAAGCAAUAAAACCUGCUAUAGCUGUGGUAAACCAGGCCAUUUGAAGCGAGAUUGCCGUGCUACUGCACAAAAGAAACUUCCAGGACUGUGCCCCAAAUGUAGGAAGGGUAAUCAUUGGGCCAAUGAAUGUCGCUCAGUUAGGGAUAUUCAGGGAAAACUUAUUCAGCAUGAAGCCCCCCCUAAUGAGAGGAAUGAGAAUAUUCCAAAAAACGGAUUUCAGGGCCCCAGAUUCCAGGGCCCCAAAAAAUAUGGGACACAAACAGUCAGCAGGAGGGUCUAUCCAGCUGUAGAGCAACAGGAGGAUCAGCAGGAUUGGACCUCUGUUCCACCUCCCAGUUCUUAUUGAUGCCCCAAUUGGGUGUUCAGCCCGUUCCAGUUGAGUUUGAGGGCCCUCUGCCCGAGGGAAGU
Molecule: messenger RNA, 1556 nt
Organism: Psammomys obesus (fat sand rat)
Lineage: Eukaryota; Metazoa; Chordata; Mammalia; Rodentia; Muridae
Product: igE-binding protein-like
Exons: 2
Coding region: 1-1494 (497 amino acids)
Biological process (GO): viral process
Molecular function (GO): zinc ion binding; nucleic acid binding
Source: RefSeq, a predicted model, not a curated record